Molecule: messenger RNA, 813 nt
Organism: Lottia gigantea (owl limpet)
Lineage: Eukaryota; Metazoa; Mollusca; Gastropoda; Lottiidae
Exons: 2
Coding region: 1-813 (270 amino acids)
Source: RefSeq, a predicted model, not a curated record
AUGGCAGAAAGAAAUCCUGAUCAAAAAAGACUUAACUUAGUGAAACGGGAGACCAAUCGUAUCAGAUACACGAGUUCUGCAAUGAAUACAUGUCAAGCUGUUGUCAAACCUGACUGCUCUAUACCAAAAGUAUUGAAGUCUACUGGAAUAAAGCAAGCUUUCAAGAACAUUUUCAUGUCAAUGACAAAUUCAACAGUUGAACAGAAUAAAGAAAUUACGUUUGAGAAAUUUGUUUCAUAUAAUGUUAGAUCGCUGUGCGAAGAGGUAAAGGAUUUGGUCAAAUAUGUUACCAUUGAGUUUGUUGGGGUUAAGUUUAAAGCAUCUGGUACACAUGAUGGUAAAAAGGUGAUUAGUACCUACUUGACAAGACAUAUGGACCAACUUCAGAUCAAGAAAAAUCUAGAGAUUGAUAUUGACAGUGAGCUAUAUGUCUCGGAUUGCUCGACAUUCACUACACCAAUUCGAUGUUUUGACUCGGCAACCAAUGGUUUUCUUUCAAACAAAAAGCUUACUUCUAUAAAACAAUCAAAGGGAGAAGCUGAAAUGUCCCAGAUUGACUGGUUAUGGGAGUAUGCUUCAGAUUUAUCUCCUGGGGAUGUUUGUGUCAGCAUGGUAACUUCUGGGGACAUAGAUGCUGUGGUGCUGCAUUUAUUCUUCGCAAGUUGGAAAUGGAAGCGAAAUAAAAAUGGAAGAUUCAUCAACCCAAUAUAUGUCCUUUUACACAAGCCUGCAGGAAUGUUUGAUAUUUACAAUAUUACUGGUCUUUUAGAAACAUUCGAAUCCUCAACUGAAGAUAUAGGUAUAUUGGAUUAA